Molecule: messenger RNA, 9923 nt
Organism: Porites lobata
Lineage: Eukaryota; Metazoa; Cnidaria; Anthozoa; Scleractinia; Poritidae
Source: the annotation of a GenBank genome assembly
AUGGAGGAAUUCUUCAACAAGGUUGUGGCAGUCCAUUUCAAAUCGGCAAGCCACGAUGAUAGGUACCGUUCUUGGUUAUAAGAUUUAUUGAAUCUUACCAUGAGUUUCCAUUUAUUAGAUUGAAGCCCUAUUUUUGUUUGCAGACGAUCCGCUGUACGCAUUAAUGUCGCUUUCCGUGCAAGCUCUUCACCAUCGAACAAGGUGCCGUAUUUUAACGUAUGGUUCACCAAACACAGCUUAACACAUACUCUCAUACCUUUUAAGUUGUUUAGCUCUCCUUUUUGUGCAUUUUCAUUACUGGUCACUUUAAUUCAUCGGGAAUUGUGAUAGAAAAACAUUGCGUUCAACUCAACGUGCAUGUUUCGAAGCAACUAAGAUUGCAACUUAAAGCUUUCAUUGUCUUAUUUACAGGAACUGUUCGUCCGAAUCACUGAUGAAGAGGAUUUGUUUUUCCUAUACAAUUUAGCUCUAGGGGAAAGCGAUUUCCAUACGUAAGUCAAUUACAGUAUUGUUUUCUGACAAAGAAUUUGAGCCUAUUUGUAGCCCAAAAAGUUUAAUCACAGCCACGUUUGUUAACUUAAACAGGCUAAAAACUCAACAAGGGCUUUUAGUUGACUUCUGUGCCUUCCCGCAAAAAUUUGUCGAUCUGCUGGAGCUAUGCCGUGAUGAGGAACAACGUGACCAUCCUAAGUAAGUUUGAUUUUCUGUAUUGGUAAAAGUACAUGCACGACAAAAAUGAGUCUAAACUUAUAAAAAUGUAAACAAAGCAGAAAAAAUUACUUGAUACUCUUGUUUGAACUUGUAUUAAGCCUAUUUAUCCCUUUUCUGGCUUUGUCAGUGCUCCUUUUUCCAAUUAAAAAUAAAUGCUGAAUACCAACACUUACGACACAUUCAGACUAAUAUGUGCAUGCGUAGCAAUUUUAUACUUUCAUACUUUAUCAAUUUUGUUGCAUUUCUUAAAUAGUGCUAUACUCGCAGAUACAAGCUCUAUCGAGCUAUUCUAAAUGCGAGUUUAAAUAAAGUUAUAUGUCAUGAUCAAGGGUUAGCUUCAAUCCAGUGUGAAUUAAGCAGUAGAAAACGUUUUCCGUGUUUGCAUCGCCUGAUAUAAACACAAGAGGGGUUGGGAGAAUUUGAGACUGUCAUACAAACCCGAGACAAAGUCGAGGUUUUGCACAACUGUUGAGAAUUCUCCCAACACCUCGAGUGUUUAUAUCAGGCUAUGCAAACUGAGGAAUACAGUUUUCUAUUGCUUUUAUAGAAUAACUUUCCCGAGAAAAAAUGCAAAAUUCUUUGUAUGGCACUGAUUAAAAAAGAAAUUCUUACCAGUCACCAAGUCUUGUCCACAAAGUCUUGCACGUGUAAUCAGUUCUUGUUUUGCAAAAAGAUGCUUUCCAAAAUACUGACAUUUCUCGCUUAAAAUGUCAGUUUAAGCAAAAAAAUUGACACACCUUCUUUGUAACAAUUUUCCAAGUUUCAGCUGACAAAGAAAUGGCUAUAAAUAACGUAGAAUUGUCGCGUUUAUCACUAGGGAUAUGUGUUUCCCAGGUGGGGGAACACAUAUCACUAGGGAUAUGUGUUUCCCAGGUAGGGGAACACAUAUCACUAGGGACAUGUGUUUCCCAGGUAGGGGAACACAUAUCAUUAGGAAUGUGUGUUUUCGAGGUUCUUUUGCAUAUAUCUUACUAUGACUGGGAUAAAGAAAAUCAUUCUCUAUACUGAGGACUUCGUUAUUUGGAGGUUCGUUGUAUUGAGAUUCCACUGUACCAUACAUACAAUUUAUAUCUAACCCUUAUGCCUGUAUUGCUAUCUUACCAUGGUAAUGGCCUUUACCCUGUGAGCAGAGGCUCUUCCAUUUUUUACUUAUCUAUGAACCUUGAGGGGGCCUCUGCUUGCAGGGUAGAUAGUAUACUGAUGUGCUUGAAAUUCCUUGAUGUUCUUGCCUUGAAAACUCAUGGUAAACUUGCUGUUUGUUUUUGAACCUAGGUUUCUGUUACAGUUUGUUGUUGGAAGUGGUUUGGAUCAAGGUAUUGCUACUCUUCAUGUUGUAGAAACCAAUCCAUUCAAACACUUGACCCACCUGUCUCUAAAGUUUCUUCCCGGGUCAGAUGCAGAAGUUAAGAAGUAUCUUGCAGACUGUCUCAAGCAUUUACAGGUAAAACUACAUUUAUUAUAAUAUCAGGGUUCUUAUUAAGCUUAUUAAGUUUUAAAGUAGACAGCCCGGAAGUAAAAGUAUUUGGUUUAGCAAUCGAGUGCUGAAGGCAAUUUAAGGCUCUCACUCCCUCACUUAACCCUUUCCCCUCCAAAUGAGGACGGCUCAAACCUCGAAGUAGCUGGUUUUUUGGGCGGUUGCAGACACUUUAUGGGAACCCUGUAAUGUGGCUGACUCCAUGAAGUGGGCUGAAAGGUUAAGCAAAUUUGUGUCCCAAUUACCUCUGGCUAAGGAUUUCCCACUGAUUUGUUCCCACAAGAAAACAUUUUCUUUUAGUCUUAUCAGGGCUGGAAAAAUGUCCUGUCCCAUCAUCUGGGAGAGGUGGAUUUUCUUGCUGGGCAGGUAACGUUUAAAGCUUGCUUACCCAAUAAGCAAGGGUCCAGGCAAAUCAUCCUCUAACAAAAUCAUUCACUAAAACGAGUAAGAAGUUGCCCUGGGCGAGAAAAAUGUGACAGCUGCUUGCACAAGGACCAGCUGGUAUUCAAGUUUUUUUAUAGCCCGGCUUUAUGAUAAAUCUGUCAUUGACUUGGCUUGUUCGGUCAUGCUAGAUGCAUUAUUGACAUAGUAAGAACUUAUAUCAUGAUAAUACAAAUGUAUGUAACUCCUGCGUCUGUUACAGGAUGAAAAGCAGAUGCUAGAAAGACGUCUUGCCAGCACAGAGGCUGAUCUUCAGCAAAAGCUAAACAGCUGUCAAGAGGUACUUCCUUUUUUUCCUUGGAGUCAUCAUGAAAUAUCUUGAGAAAGAUAAAUUUUUCUCUCUAUACAUGUAGUGUUGCAGUAAACAUUUUACAAGUGUCCUGGGAUGUGACAUUUCAACAUAUUUAGUUGUGUUAUAUUACAUUUCUUUUAUUAGGUUUUAUGGGAGAAGGUUUAUUUAACUCACCACCACGCAGAGUGUUCAUUAGGUAUUGGAGAUCAGAGAAUUCUCCGUUUAUUACGCAGAAUUCUCCCAUUAAAGUUCGGUAGCCUAUGACUAUUUUUUUAUUCAGACGUGGAGCAUCUUUCAAAAUAUUCUCCUGUAACAUUACACCUUUCUCCUGCUACUAGAAUUCUUAAAAAAAAUGAAAACUUUGACCAUGUGAUUGACAUUAGAGUAUUGAUUCCUUUACGUGUGUUUAAGUGAGUGGAUUAAUUUGUGGUAAUGUUUAACAGAAUAUUGUUCAUAUAAGGUUUUAUUGUGCAUCGUUCCUGACUGCAUGUUUGCAUGUUAUUUUGGGGCUCCAAAAGAUGUGUGUAAUAAAAUUUUGUAACCACCAUAAAAGGGACAGGAGUUACUUUCUUUUAGAGGGGUUCAUCUGCUUUGUAUUCCAAAGUUUUAACCUCAAUUUUAUGUUCAUAAAGGUUCUUGCAAUCAAAACAAGGGAACUGAACUCAGUACAAUCUGAUUGCUCUGCAAGAUCAUGUCAGAUGGAAAACAAACAUGCUCAAGAACUGACUGCUGAGAGAGAGAAAGCCCUUCAGGUAUUGAUUUAAUUAUCAAAAUGGUAGAACGAUUUUCGUAUGACCUUGAAAUGAAAACGCGCGAACAAAACAGAAACAACAAAAGAACGGAAAUAGAGCGAUUUGAUUGGUUUAUCGAACGGAUACAAACGCACCUUUUGGUUGGUUAAGCGAACGCUCGGCUGAAAAAACUUCAUGCCCGAAGAACCUUCUAGAAAUCGCUUUGACGUCAUACUGCAACACGAUUGGUCAAUCGAACAAUGCCUUCUCCAUAUUAGGGUUUUCUUUGGCGGGAAAACGAAGAGUCCAUGUUUUGUUCUUUUCAACCAUUGGCUGACAAAACAACUAACGAACACUUACCGAAACCAUUUUUCAAGGACGUACGAAAAUCGCUCUAUCUCAGUCUUUGUUUACAAAUUGUCCAUUUUUUUUAUCGGUUUUCUUUGGUUUCUUUUGUGUCAAGAUGGUCACUGAGAACCAGCAGAAGUUUGAGAAAGAAAAGCGAGAGAUUGAACAAAGUCGCCACACACAGGUAAUGAAACAUUACAUGUAAAAUUAAAUUAAAAUAUGCAUUCUUAUAAAGGAUUUGUUUUUUCUUCUGAAUGUCUCAAAAUAUCAAUUUUUUUUGUAGAUCGUGAAACUUGAAGCCAGACUCAACGAUGUGGAAAAUUCCAACCGGGUAACUAGCACCAGUUCAUCAAACUUGCGUAUCCAUUUCUGUCAAAUGAGCAUAAGAAAUUAAUGAAUAACUCACCUAGCGUCCUCUUGAUGAAUAAGACAUACCUCUAGCAAGUUGUGAAAAUCGCCACCUAGGGUGUACUUGAUUAGUAUUGGCUGGCUACUCUGCUUAACAUUUCCUUACGGAUGGCGUUUUUCAAAUAAAAUAUCCCUGGACUGGCUGCUUACUUUGGCAACUCAACCGUCUACUUCAAAACUUUCUGACAACCCUACCUCUAGGUCUCCUUUGCAGCCGUUCCUGCUAAAGUCACAGAAAGAAAUGGAGAAAUGCAUGAAUUUGACCUGAGCAGCUGUUAAGGAGAUUAUAUCCUCCCCCAAUGGCUAGUUUUCAUUUUCUAGCUGGCACGGUGCCUUUAGUUUACCUGCUAUGGAUUUACUCAUUGAUUUUGUAAAAAUUGUCUAAGUUAUUUUCAUGUUUAAUACAACAGGACCUUACUCAAAAGAAAUACCAGGCAGAUUCAUGUAUCAGAGACCUUAGGUCAAAGUUGACUGCUCUUGAUGAGGUAACUGCCAAGUGAACAUCUGAGUUGUAGGGUAGUGACCUGUAAACCAUAACCCUAACCUAACUAAAUAUAUAAUAACCUAAACUAACCCUUACCUGAAACUAAAUAUGUAAUAACCUAACCUAACCUUAGCCCUAACCCUAACCUAAAUCCAGGAGAGAGGGCCCCCCAUUAUUUUUAGACCACACUGAGGUCUGAAGAGCUGAAAAAAAUUUUUUUGAGACUCCCCCCACCCCGCGCCCCUUAUCUCAGGGUCGGAGAAAUCAUGAAUGCAUUAUUAUUAUAAGCUUACAUGCUUAUUACAAGAUCUAGGGUAAGAUUGUUGAGCACAUUAGUAAUAACUAUUUUGUUGGUUUGCUAAGUUUACUUACGUUUUUUCCUUGCUUACAGGAAUGCAAGUAUGCUAAGCAAGAACUGCAUAAACUUCGACGUGAAAAUGGUUCACUUGACUCAGAGAGACAUGAAAACAGUAAAACAGUCAGCCAGCUUCAGACAAGAGUGGCUGUACUUGAACAGGAGCUUAGAGACAAGGAACUGGUACUGAUAAUAGCCUUUUUGUAGAACACAACAAGCGCACCUUAAGAAGAAAAAAACAACAACUUUUCAAAGUUUCGCCUGUAGUAAUUACGUUCCAAAACCCUCACCUUAAAAAAGUGCAAUGGCUUCGCCCUUAAUCUCGCUUUGAAACAGAGGCUUGUGGCAAAAUUCUUUUUCGCGUUGUAGGGGAGGGGUGGGGGAGAGGAGUACAGUAGGGCUAUACCUCGUUUGGAUGCAGCGCUAGGCGUUCAACUCAGUGGUUCCCGCCGAAAUUUUUUUUAAUGCCUAUAGGAAUAUUCUUUGACAUACAUUUAUUCCCAAAGCUGAAAGUUAUUCACUUUCCUUUAUCUUGUUAUCUUGUGAAGGUUAUAACACGGACAAACGAGCUAAUGGAGAAUUCUAGUGAACAGCGCAGAAAACAAGAAAAGAUAUUGGAAGAAAGGCUCGAACAGAUUAACAAACUUGAAGCGACAGUUAAAUCUGUGUCUGCUGAGGUCAUCAAGGUAUACCACACACUAUUUCUUCACUGUUUUAUGAUGAACAGUUUUUCUUCAUCGCUGGUCGAUUUUGUAACAAAUUUAAGAUUAGGCCUGAAACCGAUAAUUAUUAGGUUUGUUUAAGCUCCAGUAAAAACUUCGCUCGACAUUAUCUUUAAAAAAUGUCCAGGCUGUCCUAAUAGAGUUUCAGUUUUCGGUUUUUUGGGCAAUUUUCGAAAAAGGGACAACUCAUACUUGGAUAUUUUUGCUUCCAGAACUGGUGCGCAAUGAAUGUUGAAAUUUCGGGAUAACCUAAUUAGAUUGUACAACUUUACUUUGAUUUUGGUUGUUACAAACGUGUCAAAAUUCCCUCAUUUUGUUAAGAUACCCUUUUACUUUUCUUACUCUUCAGGGAAACGAAAUAAUCCACAGGCUUCAGUCUGAGCUGCGAACCAGCAAAUCAAAGGUAAAAUAUUCCUUCUCGCCUAAGAGUUACACAGUAUAGACUCUCUCCGAUUAGCAACAAAUAGUUUUCAACUUGGGCUUCAAGUAGCUACGAUAGUAACGUUAAGAAAGCGUCACUAAAACAAUUGGCCUUCCUUUGAAUAACUUGUCUUAUUCGGCUAAUAUAAUUGCCCGGAUUAUGAAUUGGUUGGAAUGGUUAAGGGUGGUACGCAAGAAACGUUGGAGCGAGUUUGUGCCACCCCACCCAAUUAUAAGCAAAUCUGUCAAGAAAAGGCAGUGCAGCGAUCUACACUGGUGUCACUCGUUUUGCAAAAGAUAAAACUUGAUCUUUUCAUUUUGUUGCAGAUGAAACUAAAAAAUGUUGUCACCACAAAACAAGAAAAGCUUCUGCUUGAAAAGGUAACAUGAUUUGGUGAGGGGAAUAUGAAGCGACUCAAGCCUGAAAAUAGGCCCAAGUGGAGUUUAUAGCGAAUGUACUUCUUACGACUAUGGUAUCUAUCUCUUUGUUUAGGAAACAGCCCUUGAAAAAUGUCAGCAGGAAAAUACCAGCUUACAGACCACUGUGAAAAGUAAAGAGGAGGAGGUAUUAAACGUUUACUUCAAUUAAUAUAAUUUCACGAGACGCUGAUGAGGUAGAGGUUUAUAUAUAUAUAAAACUGUUUACAUACAGCAACAAGUUAUUACGAGAGUUCUUACGAAAAGACGAAGAAGGUAACGCCAACAACGCCCCAAAAUCAAUGGAUUCAGAAAGCAAAGCAACUCCGUGUUCAUCAGUCUUUUUGACACGCUUCUUCUUCGCCGUCUUUGGCAUAACUACUGCGUGAAAAUUGUAUCCUAAACGUUAACAGACAGACUACUUUCUUCUCUUCCUGAACGUGAAUGCGCAGCGAUAACUAUACUUCCUUGGUGUCGUUUUCAUUGCCUUCGUUGUCUUAGUAAGCUAAUCUUUCAACUCAGCCGUUUAUUCCUUCGCACUCUCUCCUGAAUCGUUUUUCAUUUUGGUGACUAAAAAUGUUGAUUUUAACUGCAAAUAUAGGUUAAGAAGCUAACAGAGUCACUUGAAACGACAACGGGGAAACUUGAAGAAAGCAAACAGCUUUUGAAAACCAACGAAAAUGGUGAGAAGAACAAAAAUAUUUAAAAAAACUCAUGUAUCACAGGGUAAAAGUAGAACAAAGCUAAGUUACUUAGAAUGGUGCUGUUUUACGCGUCACGUUUCACCAGGGACCACACGAAUUUAGAAGCGAGAAGGGAACUGGAACUGAAAUUCGUCUUGCAAUUGCUUCUGGGAUAGUUACUGGUGACGCGCCGAGCAGUCAUUGGCCCAUUUUUUUCCCGGACCCCAGAUAAAGUCCCAGAAGUCUUUGCGAACGUUAGCUCGGCCCAGUUUCCUUCUGGUGACAAAAGUGGCGAAUUGACGCUUACGACUGACCUGUUAAUAUAAGAGAAGCAAGGUUUUAGCCAGAAGGGUGUCCAGCCAUCCUAUGGGCGCCCGUUUUGGUAGAAAUACAAGGAAAAUUCACUUAAUAUUUUAUAAUUUUAUGGGAAAACAUGCCUUCUGGACGGCCAGUUUUCAAUGUCUGGCGAAAAGCCUGAAUAGAAGCACUGAUUUGGUGUAUACGCUAUGCUGAGCAGUAGGUUGUGCGACAGAAAAGGGAAUCGCAGGACCUGGAGAUAAGUUAAUUGGUGACUAAUUUAAAAGGUGAGGGUGCAAUUCGAGAUCAUUACAAAAUCACGAUUACAACAUUGCUUUCACAAAUGCAAUCGGAGUCCCUUUGUUGUCGUUCAGUAUUUGUGUCAACUUCGGAAAUUCGAAAGCCGCCCGACACGCCAUCUUCGGAAAUUUUCGGCAGUUUUUGGAUCGAUUUCGGACGUUUUUGGAUACUUGGGGCACUUUCUUUCAAAGUCGUAGACGGAAAUCGCUGUUGAACUUCGUUUUACGGUCAACUGUCCAGCAAAUUCCCCUCUGAAGGUUAAUCUCAACACAUUCUUGUUAUUUUUAGGUAACAAUUCUCAGACUAGUCUGUUUUAUUACAGUAAUUAACUGGCUGAACAAGCAAAUGAAUGAUCAGAUGAUGUCCCAGCAACGACUUGGACCUUUUGAAAUGAAUACAAAGACCGUGUCUACUCGGAGACCUCCUUUGGCUCCAUAUAAUAAGGUAACCUCUGCUUCGCUUGCGUUUUAUACGAACCCUGCACAAUUUGGAGCUAUUGUGACUUAGCGGUUGAUGUUACUGGUUUCAGGUUCCAAGCUCUACUACUGGAUCUAGUUCCACUGUAAACAGAACAGACAUUCCUCGUUUUACUGAACCAACUCAGGUAAUGUAUGAACCGGUCGGGUCUGUAUACACUAAGCGACAUGUCGCUACAACACUUCGCGGUGACAUACCACUCCGUGAGUACAGGUCGGGCGAUAGGUUGCUGCAACAAGUUGCGCGACACGUUACAGCGACAAAUCGCUUAGUGUUUACUGGAGAAUUUAUGUGAAAAUCUUUGUCUACGCAACAGCAUUUUAUCGCCGUAACAAGUUGCGCGAAUUCAGGUGAGUCUGAUUUGAUUUUGAGCGACUCGUUGCGGCGACAAAAUUCUGUUGCGGAGACAAAGAUUUUCGCAAAAAUUCUCGAUUUGUCGCCGCGACGUGUUGCUGCAACGUGUUAGCUAGUGUGUUCCGCGGGCCUUAAGUAUCGUACCAGAUUGAGUAUCACCUGUCCCAAAUCGUAAAGAGAGGUGGAAUGGGUACAGUCAAAUGGACAGGCACUCCUCUCAACUCCCGAUAUUUUCCGAAGCCAAGAUGGCCCCUUGAAGAAGGUUUAAAAUAAAGUUGCGGCCUUCGAAAUACACCCGCGGCAAUCAAGACUAUGAUAUUGACUUUUUACCAAUCUGUUUUGUUACCAAUUCACUCUGCUUCCCUUUGAGGCCAAUUCGCGUAGGUAUUGUUAAUAGUGUGCCGUUUUUACUUGUAUGAAUGUUCCACCAGUCUUGUUCAUGUUGAAGAUUUCUUUUUUGGUUUGUCAGCAACAUCACUAUUUAAGAUUGGUUGCCUUGGCUUUUAAAGUGAUCUCUUAAGUGAUACAAAUGUAAACUAAUGUUCACUUGACUUUACAGGUUUCAUACAGCAAGCCAGGACCCCGCCCAGGCCUGCUACCCCAUCCAGUGGGGCAGUCAACCCCUAAUAUACCAUCAGGAGCCCUCUCAACAGGGGGUGUCACCCCUCUCAGCCGUCCUCUUACCAUAACCGGAAGUAGCAGCAUUACAAACAGCAGUGAGCCCAUACUUGACGCUAAAUACUUCCAUCCCACCGGAAGUGGAGCCAACUCUCAGAAGCCUCGACCCGAGCCGCCACUUAUGUCUGCUUAUUUCCCAAAACCGCGUGGUACAUUACCUACCACGUGAUGUCCACGUGAACAACACAUGAACGUUUUGACGUCUCAUUUAAAAAAAUGACACGAGAAAUUUCUGUUUAUCCCGUUGAAUGAGAUAUGGCAGAUACCGAAAAUGACAGGAACAUUCUGCAGUAUUUAAGACGAACUGACGAUAGCCCGAAAUAAACAUUUU